Molecule: messenger RNA, 1776 nt
Organism: Galeopterus variegatus (Sunda flying lemur)
Lineage: Eukaryota; Metazoa; Chordata; Mammalia; Dermoptera; Cynocephalidae
Gene: OTOP3
Product: otopetrin 3
Exons: 6
Coding region: 1-1776 (591 amino acids)
Biological process (GO): proton transmembrane transport
Cellular component (GO): membrane
Molecular function (GO): proton channel activity
Source: RefSeq, a predicted model, not a curated record
AUGGAACUGAACUGGGGACACCCCGGAAGCCAACCCAGGACCCUUUCUCCAUCUGCAGUCCCUGCUGAGGCUCCACCCAUGCCCUCUCCAGAAGCACAGGAGACUGAGGCAGCCCUGGACAAGGAGAAUCAAGUGGACACAGAGGCCGAGGAGACAGGGGCUCUAGCCCCUCCUCAGCAGAAGUCCUGGCUGGUGCGGCAUGUCUCUCUGCUGCUGCGGCGGGACUGGCAGGCCCAGAAGGCCGGGCAGCUCUUCUCAGGGCUCCUGGCCCUUAAUGUGUUGUUCCUGGGCGGGGCCUUCAUCUGCAGCAUGAUUUUCAACAAGGUGGCCGUCACUCCGGGUGACGUGUGGAUCCUGCUGGCCGUGCUGAAGGUCCUCUCCCUGCUCUGGCUCCUCUACUACGUAGCCGGCACCACCCGCCAGCCACAGGCCGUGCUCCAUCGGGACCCUCAUGCAGGACCCAUUUGGGUGCGGGGCUCCCUCGUGCUUUUUGGCAGUUGCUUCAUCUGCCUUAACGUCUUCCGCAUGGGCUACAGCAUGAGCUACAGCCGCUGCAAGCUGCAGAUCGAGCUUGUCUUCCCUGCCAUUGAGAUGGUCUUCAUCGGCAUCCAGACCUGGGUGCUCCAGAGACACUGUAAGGACUGUGUUCAGGUCCAGACCAACUUCACUAGGUGUGGACUGAUGCUGACCCUGGCCACAAACAUGCUGCUAUGGGUUCUGGCCAUCAGCAAUGAUUCCAUGCACGAAGAGAUCGAGGCUGAGCUCGGCGCCCUUGUGGAAAAUUUCUCAGACAAGGAGACCAACACCUGUCUGUGUCUCAAUGCCACGGCGUGCAAGGUCUUCCGUAAGGGCUUCCUGAUGCUCUACCCCUUCAGCACUGAGUACUGCCUCAUCUCCUGUACCAUGCUCUUUGUCAUGUGGAAGAACGUGGGCCGCCGCCUGACACCCCACCUGGGUGCCCACCCCGCCACCCUGCCCUUCCGCCUGCACGGGGCCAUCUUUGGGCCGCUGCUGGGCCUGCUGGUGCUGGUGGCAGGCGUGUGCACCUUUGUACUCUUCCAGAUCCAGGCAAGUGGCCCCGCCAUCGCACACCAGUACUUCACCCUCUACUACUCUUUCCAUGUGGCCGUGCUGCCUGCCAUGAGCCUGGCAUGCCUUGUGGGCACAGCCAUCCAUGGGCUGGAGGAGCGUGAGCUGGACACAGUCAAGAACCCCACCCGCAGCCUGGAUGUGGUGCUGCUGAUGGGCGCCGCCCUGGGGCAGAUUGGUAUCUCCUACUUCUCCAUCGUGGCCAUCGUGGCCACCCGCCCACACGAGCAGCUCAACCACCUGAUGCUGGCCUACUCACUGCUGCUUAUUCUGCAGCACAUUGCCCAGAACCUCUUCAUCAUUGAGGGCCUGCAUCGACGCCCGCUCUGGGAGGCAGCUCCCCAGGACGUGGCGGAGAAGCAGGAGGCCACGCCUCCCCACAGGGGCUCCCUGCUGGAGCUGGGCCACGGCCUGCAGCGGGCCUCGCUGGCCUACAUCCAGUCCUACAGCCGUCUCAACUGGAAGCGGCGGGGGCUCAAGGAGAUCGCCCUCUUCCUCAUCCUCUGCAAUAUCACACUCUGGAUGAUGCACGCAUUUGGCAUACACCCGGAGUUUGAGAAUGGGCUGGAAAAGGAUUUCUACGGCUACCGGACGUGGUUCACCAUUGUCAACCUUGGCCUGCCUCUGGGGGUCUUCUACCGCAUGCACUCUGUGGGGGGACUGGUGGAGGUCUACUUGGGAGCCUGA